UACAUUCUAGAAUGAGAACCCUAGAAAGGAGGAGACCAUUUCUUAUUUGCCUUCCGCUCUAGGACUUGCCAAGAAGAGUUAAAUUGGGCAAGCCUCUUGUUGUAGGAGGCCUUGGAGGCUGUUUGGUAUUCUUUUCACAUUUUGUCCCCAACUCUUCCCCCCUCUUAUCCAGCCCUUACCUAUUCUAGGUCUGUUGUGGUACCGAUAACUUUACUGGGAGAGUAGACUUAGUCAGUCAUCAGAAGAAGGUUGCCUUCUAGACAGUGAAGAUACUCAAAUGAUAAAGCAUCUUUUACGUAUUUUGCACACUUCACAUGGAGACGGGAGGCAAGAAGUCACCUCCCGAACCGGGCGCUCUGGAGCUCGGUGUAGAAACUCAAUAGCUUCCUGUGCAGAUGAACAGCCUCACAUCGGAAACUACAGACUGUUGAAGACAAUCGGCAAGGGGAACUUUGCAAAAGUGAAAUUGGCGAGACACAUCCUCACAGGCAGAGAGGUUGCAAUAAAAAUAAUUGACAAAACUCAGUUGAAUCCAACAAGUCUACAAAAGCUCUUCAGAGAAGUAAGAAUAAUGAAGAUUUUAAAUCAUCCAAACAUAGUGAAGUUGUUUGAGGUCAUUGAAACAGAAAAAACACUCUACUUAAUCAUGGAAUAUGCAAGUGGAGGUGAAGUAUUUGACUAUUUGGUUGCACAUGGAAGAAUGAAGGAAAAAGAAGCAAGAGCUAAAUUUAGACAGAUUGUUUCUGCAGUACAGUAUUGCCACCAAAAGCGAAUUGUUCACAGAGACCUCAAGGCUGAGAAUCUUUUAUUAGAUGCGGAUAUGAACAUUAAAAUAGCAGAUUUUGGUUUUAGCAAUGAAUUCACUGUCGGCAGUAAACUAGAUACAUUUUGUGGCAGUCCUCCGUAUGCAGCCCCUGAGCUCUUCCAGGGCAAGAAGUAUGAUGGGCCAGAAGUGGACGUGUGGAGUCUCGGCGUCAUUCUGUACACCUUAGUCAGUGGGUCACUUCCCUUCGACGGUCAGAACCUGAAGGAACUGAGAGAGAGAGUACUAAGAGGGAAAUACAGAAUCCCUUUCUACAUGUCUACUGACUGUGAAAACCUUCUCAAACGCUUCCUGGUGCUGAACCCAGUUAAACGUGGCACUCUCGAGCAAAUCAUGAAGGACAGGUGGAUCAAUUCAGGUCAUGAGGAAGAUGAGCUCAAGCCAUUUGUUGAACCAGAGCUAGACAUCUCAGACCAGAAGAGAAUAGAUAUUAUGGUGGGAAUGGGAUAUUCCCAAGAAGAAAUUCAAGAAUCUCUUAGUAAAAUGAAAUAUGAUGAAAUCACAGCUACAUACUUGUUAUUGGGGAGAAAGUCUUCAGAGCUGGACGCUAGUGACUCCAGUUCUAGCAGCAACCUUUCACUUGCUAAGGUGCGGCCCAGCAGUGACCUCAGCAACAGCACUGGCCAGUCUCCUCAUCACAAAGUGCAGAGAAGUGUUUCUUCAAGUCAGAAGCAGAGACGGUACAGUGACCAUGCUGGACCAGCUAUUCCUUCAGUUGUGGCAUAUCCAAAGAGGAGUCAGACCAGCACUGCGGAUAGUGACCUCAAAGAAGAUGGCAUUCCCUCCCGGAAGUCCAGCGGCGCUGCUGCAGGCGGAAAGGGGAUCGCCCCUGCCAGUCCCAUGCUUGGGAAUGCAAGCAAUCCCAAUAAAGCGGAUAUUCCUGAGCGCAAGAAAAGCCCUGCUGUCCCCAGUAGUAAUGCAGCAUCUGGUGGAAUGACACGACGGAACACCUACGUGUGCAGUGAGAGAUCUGCCACGGACAGACACUCAGUCAUUCAGAACGGCAAAGAAAACAGCACUAUUCCAGAUCAGAGAACUCCAGUUGCUUCUACCCACAGUAUUAGCAGUGCGACCACCCCAGAUCGGAUUCGCUUCCCAAGAGGCACGGCCAGCCGUAGCACUUUCCACGGCCAACCUCGGGAGCGGAGAACCGCAACGUAUAAUGGCCCGCCUGCCUCACCCAGCUUGUCCCACGAAGCCACACCACUGUCCCAGACUCGAAGCCGAGGUUCCACUAAUCUUUUUAGUAAAUUAACUUCAAAACUCACAAGGAGAAACAUGUCAUUCAGGUUUAUCAAAAGACUUCCAACUGAAUAUGAGAGGAACGGGAGAUAUGAGGGCUCAAGUCGCAAUGUAUCUUCGGAACAAAAGGAUGAAAACAAAGAGGCAAAACCUCGUUCACUGCGCUUCACCUGGAGCAUGAAAACCACUAGUUCCAUGGACCCCAGUGAUAUGAUGCGGGAGAUCCGCAAAGUGCUGGACGCCAAUAACUGCGACUAUGAGCAGAGGGAGCGCUUCCUGCUCUUCUGUGUCCAUGGCGACGGGCACGCGGAGAACCUGGUGCAGUGGGAAAUGGAAGUCUGUAAGCUGCCAAGACUGUCUCUGAAUGGGGUCCGGUUUAAACGGAUAUCAGGGACAUCCAUAGCUUUCAAAAAUAUUGCUUCCAAAAUUGCCAAUGAGCUAAAGCUGUAACCCAGUAAUUAUGGUGUAAAUUAAGUAGCAAUUUAAGGUGUUUUCCAGAACACUGAUGGAAAUGUAUAGAGUAAUAUUUAGGCAAUAACGUCUGCAUCUUCUAAAUCAUGACAUUAAAGUCUGAGGACGAGAGCACGUCUGGGAGCGAAGGCUGGCCUUUUCUACGAAUGCACUACAUUAAAGUCUGUGACCCCGUG
Peromyscus eremicus (cactus mouse) is the source of this 2712-nucleotide messenger RNA. RefSeq names its product microtubule affinity regulating kinase 3 (gene Mark3). Bases 278 to 2515 code for a protein of 745 amino acids. Gene Ontology annotation, cellular component: cytoplasm; plasma membrane. The record is from RefSeq and is a predicted model, not a curated record. Gene Ontology annotation, molecular function: protein serine/threonine kinase activity; ATP binding. Gene Ontology annotation, biological process: intracellular signal transduction; protein phosphorylation. Lineage: Eukaryota; Metazoa; Chordata; Mammalia; Rodentia; Cricetidae. The transcript has 18 exons.